UAAGGUAGUUAUGGGCAGUUAAUUAUGGUAAUUGAUGUGGUAAUUAUAUUAGAUUUAAUCAAGUAACCCUGAAAGAUGCCGCGAUAAUUUACCUUCCCCUCACUAACGCCCGACGCUGGUCCCCAUCACGCCGCCCGGCGCGUCUGGCUACGAGGCUUGCACGGCGCCAGCGUCCGCCGCGCCACCGACGACAUCGGGCGCAUUCCGGACCCUGGCGCUGCCAUCCGCUGCUGGGGCUACCGUGGUAUACGAACUCUUCUCAGCCUUUAAAUCUGAACCUGACCUCUUCUAUGCGCUUAAUGCCGAUGAUCCAAGCUACUCUGUUAUGAUCGCUGCCACGGACUUCGCGGACUGUGCUAGAAAGGCUGCUCUUGAAGAUGCGGCAGGAUUCAAGUUUGAUGGCGAUCAAUGUAUCCUGCAUCCGCAGCUGAAAGCAAGCGUUUGUAGAUGUCGUUUCGCGUCGUGGCUACCCUCUAAAACAUAUUUAAAACAAGAGUACAUAGUGUCUGGCCCCAUCGACCCACUUGUCGACGAUCCAAGGAAGCUGAACAUCAUUGCUCUGCAUGCAUAUCAGGAGAUAAAAAUUAGCACCAACUUCGUACACGACUUUCCGGACCCAAACUUAGAUCCUUCAUCAAAUCUUAGAUUACCGCCAGCUCCAGGGAAAUCUACCGUGGAAAAGACAGAGGGUAUCGCGUUUGUGUUCGUACAAGCUGCCACGGACUUCGAUUACUGCAUGACAGCGGACCCUUGCGGCUUCAUUGUUCAAGAGCCUAUAGAGCGCAUAGCUCCUGCACCCAUCAUCCUGCGUUAG
Hyalella azteca is the source of this 814-nucleotide messenger RNA. RefSeq lists its product as uncharacterized. The record is from RefSeq and is a predicted model, not a curated record. Lineage: Eukaryota; Metazoa; Arthropoda; Malacostraca; Amphipoda; Hyalellidae. Bases 326 to 814 code for a protein of 162 amino acids. The transcript has 5 exons.